This is a messenger RNA of Branchiostoma floridae (Florida lancelet), 1935 nucleotides long. Its product is annotated as zinc finger protein 2-like. Gene Ontology annotation, cellular component: nucleus. Gene Ontology annotation, biological process: regulation of transcription by RNA polymerase II. The record is from RefSeq and is a predicted model, not a curated record. The transcript is spliced from 2 exons. The coding region runs from base 131 to 1927 and encodes 598 amino acids. Lineage: Eukaryota; Metazoa; Chordata; Leptocardii; Amphioxiformes; Branchiostomatidae. Gene Ontology annotation, molecular function: RNA polymerase II transcription regulatory region sequence-specific DNA binding; DNA-binding transcription factor activity, RNA polymerase II-specific.
GACCGGUUAGUGCGUUUACGUCCGCCAUUUUGUUUUCUGUUCUUAUUGUCUUCGCACCUUCUCCAAACUGACGCGUUUUUAGGGGGUUCCAGAAGCUGUGGAGACCGCCAACCACCAUAGACCUACAGAGAUGGCGGAGUCCACGUGUGUGCCUCCUGCAGAACAAACUUCGAACGAGACGCACAUCAAAGAGGAGCCGACAGAAGACACUGGAUUGCAACAGGAUGCACAAGAGAACGUGCUGUUUCAGGAAAUGUACAGUGAGGACCAAAAAACCUUCGACUACUUCGGUGCAACGCAACCAACCGGGCAUCCUUGGAACGAGACUUACAAAAGUUGGGAGCAGACAACAGACACGGGACGGCAGCAGGACGAGGAAAGGGACGUUCCAAACGGCGAAACGUGCGGUGUAAAAGCGGAAAUGGAAGAGUCCAGCUGUGGAUUUGUUAGUAUCGGAGAACAUCCUGGGAAGGAGAUGGAACUUUUUGGAAAUCCUGGGAAGGAGAGUGACAGCAGGGAGACCCAGACAACAGACAUGGGCCUGCAGCAGGAAACGUGUGAUGUGAACGUUUCAAAACCUGACAACACAUUAACCUCACAGGUACAGGAGACCAUAGGCAUUACUGGAAUGUAUGUGGUUGAACACACCGGUGAGAAACCUUUCGUGUGUGGGGAGUGCGGGUACCGGGCAGCUUAUAGGUCUCACAUAUCCCAACAUAUGAGAACCCACACAGGAGAGAAACCCUACAAGUGUCACCAUUGUGACUAUGCUGCUGCACAGAAGGGCAGUCUGGCCUAUCAUAUAGCAACAAAACACACCGGUGAGAAACCCUACAUGUGUGGAGAGUGUGGGUAUAGGGCGACAAAAAUGUUUGACUUAGCAAGGCAUAUGAGAACUCAUACAGGAGAAAAACCCUACAAGUGUGACCAGUGCGACUAUUCUGCUGCACAAAAAGGCAACUUGGACCAACACAUAGCAGCAAAACACAGUGAGAAACCCUACAUAUGUUGGGAGUGUGGGUACAGGACAGCUUUUAAGUCAUAUUUAUCCCAACAUAUGAGAACCCAUACAGGAGAAAAACCGUAUAAGUGUGACCAGUGCGACUAUUCUGCAGCACAGAAAUCUGCUUUGCACGCACAUCUAGCAAAACACACAGACGGAGGGCGCCACGUGUGUGACGUGUGUGGGUACAGGACACCUUAUAGACCAACGUUAUCUCAACACAUGAGAACCCACACAGGAGAAAAACCCUACAAGUGUGACCACUGUCACUUUUCUUCAGCGCGGAAAGAUGAUUUGAAGAAACAUGUAGCAAACCACACCGGUGACAAACCCUUCAUGUGUGUAGAGUGUGGAUACAGAGCAUAUACUAGAUCUAUCUUAUCCGCACAUAUGAGAAAGCAUUCAGGGGAAAAACCCUACAAGUGUGACCAGUGUGACUAUUCUGCUGCAGAUAAGUCUACUUUGGUCAAACACAUACGAAAACAUACCGGUGAGAAACCCUACAUGUGUGGGGAGUGUGGGUUCAGAACAGCUGGUAGGUCUACCUUAUCCCGACACAUGAGAACCCACACAGGAGAAAGACCUUACAAGUGUGAUCAGUGUGACUAUUCUGCAGCACGGAAAUACGAUUUGGACAAACAUCUAGCAACACACACUGGUGAGAAACCCUUCAUGUGUGGGGAGUGCGGGCACAAGACAGCUCGAAAGUCCACCUUAUACAAACAUAUGAGAACGCAUUCAGGGGAAAAACCCUUCACGUGUGACCUCUGCGACUAUUCUGCUGCACAGAAAUGUACUUUGGACCGACACCUAAUGACACACACAGGUGAGAAACCCUACAUGUGUGGGGAGUGUGGUCAUAGGACAGCCGAAAAGUCUGACUUAGCCCGACAUAUGAGGACGCAUACAGGUAAAAAACCCUAAAGUGUUAC